AUUAAAAAUGAGGCGGGUAACAAUUUCACGGAAGAAACGUCGGUGAAAGACCGAAAAGGAGGCCUCAAGGGGCAAAGCUGUCUUUCCACAUGAACUUUAAACAUACCACUCAAAAAUCAGUGAAUUGGAGAAGAAGAACAUGAACCCCAGGACGAAGAACUCUCUAGAAUAUUAAGUUAAUGGCAUUUUAAGGUAGAGAGAGAUUAUGAUGGUGUGUGAGAAAGAAGCAAGAAAGCAACAAUGGAGAAAGAAGUUUUGGAGGCUGAAUUAGUUUUACCAACUCACUUAAACUUCAAGAAAGUUCAGAUGUAUGAAAAAUACCCAAAAGGUCAAUCCAGAGGCAGACAUUGGAAGCAUCUUAAACAGAUUCUUCAGGCUGAAAAUUACCAAAAUUACCCUCCUGAUGAACCCAAUUAUAUGAACAUUGAGGCACCACCUUCAAUGCAUCCACCCAAGAGAAUAUGUGAUAUUACAGGAUAUGAGGCACAAUAUUAUGAUCCAAGGACCAAAUUGCGUUAUGCCAAUGCUGAAGUCUUUAAACUUGUCAGGUCACUUCCCGAUGAUUAUGUGCAGCGGUAUCUGGCUCUUAGGAAUGCUGCUGUUGUCCUUAAGUAGUUUUAUCUCCCUCAAACAGUGUUCUGCUCAGCUACCUGGCAAGUUCUUAUCAUUGAAUUUGACGAGGAACUGCUUUUGCUCCAUCACAAAUCUUGCAGUGUGCAAUCUGAAUCAAGUUAAACUUCUAGAUUGUGCUUCUGAUUUUUGAAUAUUAGCUAGUCUGCUAAUUGGGUUUUGUAUGUUGCUGAAUUGCUAAUGAACUUGAGUGUCGUUUUGUUUGCAAUUUCUUUUACACUUGGUCAGUGUUUCCAGGUGUUUAUAACAGAUAUAUGAAAAAAAAAAAAUGCUUAUGUAAAUGGAGAUUAUGCUAUUGACAUUCUCAUCUGGCAUUGUACCUAAAAUUCCCCUCAAAUUUAUAAAAGUACAAUUUUUUUUU
Messenger RNA from Chenopodium quinoa (quinoa), 991 nucleotides. Its product is annotated as INO80 complex subunit C-like. The transcript is spliced from 3 exons. NCBI's taxonomy places the organism in Eukaryota, Viridiplantae, Streptophyta, Magnoliopsida, Caryophyllales, Amaranthaceae. The record is from RefSeq and is a predicted model, not a curated record. Gene Ontology annotation, cellular component: Ino80 complex. Gene Ontology annotation, biological process: chromatin remodeling. The coding region runs from base 241 to 615 and encodes 124 amino acids.